Cotesia congregata is the source of this 2448-nucleotide messenger RNA. NCBI's taxonomy places the organism in Eukaryota, Metazoa, Arthropoda, Insecta, Hymenoptera, Braconidae. The record is from the annotation of a GenBank genome assembly.
AUGGUGAAGUCAAAGUCUCAUGAACGAACACCGAAAGCUAAAAACAAACAUUUGAAUCAUGCUCAUCAUAAAAAAGAAACCGAGUCAUCGAGGAUGAACCUGAUGAACUCGGUGCUGACUGUAACCUGUAUGGCGGUUGCUGCUUGGUUUGGUUACAAAGGGUAUCUCGAAACCCGCGUCAAUACUCCCUUUGAUUCAGAAAAGCUGGUGGCGAUUAAUGGCCUGGACACAGCUGAUCGAUACUGGGGUUCAUACCGACCCGGCUUAUACUUCGGAAUGAAGACCCGAGACCCACAAUCGCUGGUUAGUGGUUUGAUGUGGUACCGACCGCAAAACCUGCGGCAAGGCGGCGAGAGUUUCCGCCACUGGUGCGAGCAAGGCGACAAACUUGACAAGUACGGCUGGCUUGAACACGACGGCAAGACUUUCGGAGUCCAAGAGAUCCACGACGGGGACCUGAUAAUAAAAACCUCGUACGUAAAGAAGCCAGGUGGCCGCCACGGUGGUGACUGGACAGCAAGAAUCGGCGUGACAUCCAAAGCAGAGCCCAAAGAUUCCCAGAAAUCCCAAGAAAUAUCUUUCAUAUUCUACUCCGCCUUAGAAGACAAGUCCACCGGGAACAUAAAAGCAUCUCUUGGCGCAGACAACCGUCUGUCAGGCAUGGAAGGCUACACCGACGGUUUAGGUGCCUACAGGUUCAGCAUGAACCCUACCAAAGGCACCGUGGAAGAGCACUCCUUCCUAAUCGCCGUAUUGCCAGGUCUGAACCUCGUCAAGGAAACAAUCCUCCAGAAUUUACGACUCGCCUCUCAAAAAGUCUCGAACGUCAAGCGGAUUGUCCUAGGAGGCGACCAACUUCCUCUCGACAACGAAGGGAAGAAAACGGACCCUAAUUUCUGCGCGACCCAGGUCACCGCUCGAGUUCCUUUCGAGUUCGAAGUUCUUUUUGAAUCUGGCAGUGUUCCUCUGCGCAAAGAGAAGCUCACCGGGAAAAACUUCGACCUGGCCCUCGGGGAGCAGCGAAAGCGGUUCAACGACAAGUUCGAGAAAAUCUUCAAACUAACAGAGAAAGGCUUCAAGGAAGACGCGAUAGAGUUUGCCAAGUACGGGUUCUCAAAUUUGAUCGGAAGCAUCGGGUACUUCUACGGAAGCUCCCAGGUCCAGAGUGUUCACACCAAGAGUCCAGUUCCCUACUGGAAGGCUCCCCUGUACACCGGAGUGCCCAGCAGAAGUUUCUUUCCCCGCGGAUUUCUCUGGGACGAAGGCUUCCAUGGGCUUCUGGUCGCAACCUGGGACCUGGACAUCGAGAUGGACAUAAUGAGUCACUGGUUCGACUUGAUGAACUCCGAAGGCUGGAUCCCCAGAGAGAUGAUCCUGGGCUCGGAAGCUCUGGCGAAGGUUCCUGAGGAGUUUGUCACCCAGAUCAGCACCAAUGCGAAUCCUCCGACUUUCUUCUUGACCUUGCAGUAUAUUUUGAACUCCAGAGAAUCGGAGCUGCUGGACAGGCACUACAAAUUACUGGAUAAAUUGUAUCCGAGAUUGCAGGCCUGGUUCGAGUGGUUCAACACCACGCAAGUUGGAGACUUGCCGGGAACUUAUAGGUGGCGCGGACGGGACAGCUUGACCAACCGAGAGCUUAAUCCAAAAACGCUGACUUCUGGGCUUGAUGAUUACCCACGAGCUUCGCACCCGAAUGUCGAUGAAAGACACGUCGAUUUGAGGUGCUGGAUCGCUUUCGCUGCGGGAGUUAUGGCGAGGCUCUCGGAGCUGCUGCACCACCCGGCGGAUAAGUACCGGGACACCCACAGAUUCUUGACGGACAACCAGGUGCUCAACGGGCUGCACUGGUCGCCUUCCAGCCAGUCCUACGCGGACUAUGGCCUCCAUACGGACAAGGUAGAGCUGAGGAGACCUAGUGCGCCUCCCAGGUCUCCAGCUUCGCCGGAGCUGAUCAGAGUGGUGCUAGAGGACCCGAGUCUUAAAUUUGUUGAUUCGAGCUUUGGAUACGUGUCGCUGUUUCCAUUUAUUUUGCAGGUCGUCGAACCGGAUUCUCCGCAUCUGGAGAAAAUUCUGAUGGACUUGACCAAGCCCGAGCUGCUCUGGACCAAGUUCGGGCUCAGGUCGCUCGCCAAAAAUUCUCCGCUCUAUGCCAAGUACAAUACUGAGCACGAUGCGCCCUAUUGGAGAGGACCUAUUUGGAUUAAUUUGAAUUAUUUGACGCUGAGAGCGCUCAAUUGGUAUGCAGAGACUCCCGGACCGUAUGCCGGGAAAGCUAAGAAAAUUUACAAGGACUUGAGAGAGAACUUAAUCAAAAAUAUGCUGGUGCAGUACAAAAAAACUGGGUUCAUUUGGGAAAAUUAUGGAGAUGUUUAUGGAGAAGGAAAAGGCAGUCAUCCGUUUAAUGGAUGGUCUUCGUUGAUUGUUAUGAUCAUGGCGGAAAUUUAUUAG